AUGGAGGAAGAGAUCUCCCUUUUAUGUAAGGGUCUCAAGCUCACGGAGGAGGAACAACAAGAACUCCACCUUACGGAGGAGGAGUUUACACUUGCCCAAGAUAUCAGUAACUUAUACCUGGUUGCACUGGUAAUCUCAGAUAGAGAUGUGAAUAAAGGGGCAUUCAAAGCAACAAUGACUAGGGUCUGGAAUACCGAAGGCGGGAUAACUUUCAAAGACUUAGGCAGUCUUGCCUUUAAAGACAUCGACUUCUCUCUAGAACCGUUUUGGAUUCAACUCCAUGACCUCCCCUUUGCUGCCAUGAACAUAAGAAUGGGAGAGAAACUCGGAUCCAGAGCAGGGAAGGUCAUCACGGUGGAUGUGGAUGAAAAAGGAAUAGCGUGGGGGGGAGCUCUACGUGUGAAGGUGAUGUUUGAUCUCUCAAAAUCAUUGAUAAGGGGAUGCGUUAUUAAUGUAGGGGAUGCCCGCUCCUGGAUACCCUACAAAUAUGAAAGAUUACCUUCCUUUUGCUACCAUUGUGGUAUAAUCCUACACACACAGCUCAGAUGUUCAAGACAAGCCUCCGAUGGUAGCACUCAAAAUACAUCUCCUCUUCAAUAUGGGCCUUGGCUUAGAGCUGACUCAGCUCAAAAGCCAUCUCAUUACAGAGCACAUUCUAGCAGUUCAGAGGGGAAGGCUACAGGAAGUGGUCGGCAGGCCAGCUUUGAUGAACAAGGAUAA
Juglans regia (Persian walnut) is the source of this 720-nucleotide messenger RNA. RefSeq lists its product as uncharacterized. The record is from RefSeq and is a predicted model, not a curated record. Bases 1 to 720 code for a protein of 239 amino acids. The transcript has 2 exons. NCBI's taxonomy places the organism in Eukaryota, Viridiplantae, Streptophyta, Magnoliopsida, Fagales, Juglandaceae.